AUGGCAACCCAGCUAGAAAUGGAUUUCUCUGUCCUGAAUCCCCAUCUGUACAAAGACCCUUCUGACCGACUGCCUCGAACCUGGUGCAACGAUUGGGAGAAUUUUCCAUCAAGCAGGCGUCUAUUCCCCCUUGUCAAUGGCCGAAUCUCUGCAAGUGUUGACAUUGAACUUCUUCAUCAUAUCUCUGGCAAAAUCUAUGUCAUCAUGUUCCAUGGUCUGUCGGAUGAAGCUGUCAUCAGGAUCAGCACCUGGUAUUUCAUGUACAACUUUGAAAUGGAAAUACUCCUGGAAUUUAUUGAUACAUAUCCAAUGCUGGACGCCUUUUUGGAUUUGGCGAGGCAAUGGGGCAGUCUGGCUUGUCAGACAUAUACUGAAUUGACCCCUUUUGUGGAAAGGGAGGUGGGUGGGAUGCCAGAUAAUUAUUAUGACGAGGUUAAGAGAUGGAAAGAAGAGGUGAAGAAGGCUAGAGCUGCACAAGCGUUGAUGAGUUCUUGCCAAUCAUGUUACCUAUAA
Molecule: messenger RNA, 513 nt
Organism: Desarmillaria tabescens
Lineage: Eukaryota; Fungi; Basidiomycota; Agaricomycetes; Agaricales; Physalacriaceae
Exons: 2
Coding region: 1-513 (170 amino acids)
Source: RefSeq, a predicted model, not a curated record